Messenger RNA from Fraxinus pennsylvanica, 681 nucleotides. The record is from the annotation of a GenBank genome assembly. NCBI's taxonomy places the organism in Eukaryota, Viridiplantae, Streptophyta, Magnoliopsida, Lamiales, Oleaceae.
AUGACAAAAGCCCACAUUCGCCACAGCCGUAUCAAACCCUAUGAUAUAAACAAUUUCUGGUUUAGGGUUUUCUAUUCACUCGCGUCCACCGGAGCUUCUUCAUCUUCUCAAUUGGUCUUUGUCUGUCUAACCAAUCUUCAAAAAGCCAUGAUUAUCCCAGAGAAGAAUCGGAGAGAGAUCUCCAAGUACCUAUUCCAAGAGGGCGUGUGCUACGCGAAGAAGGAUUACAACUUGGCUAAGCACCCGGAAAUUGAUGUCCCGAACUUGCAGGUGAUUAAGCUUAUGCAAAGCUUCAAGUCAAAGGAGUACGUGCGAGAGACAUUCGCCUGGAUGCACUAUUACUGGUAUUUGACCAACGAUGGAAUUGAAUUCCUUCGUACAUACCUUAAUCUUCCUUCGGAGAUUGUGCCAGCUACCCUCAAGAAGUCCGCCAAGCCGCUUGGCCGUCCCAUGGGUGGACCACCAGGCGACCGCCCGCGUGGACCUCCAAGAUUCGAUGGUGAUAGACCAAGGUUUGGAGAUAGGGAUGGAUACCGUGGUGGGCCAAGAGGCCCCCCAGGCGAGUUUGGCGGUGAAAAAGGUGGAGCUCCUGCUGACUACCAGCCUGCUUUCAGGGGUUCUGGUGGAAGGCCUGGCUUUGGACGUGGAUCUGGUGGCUAUGGUGCACCACCCCCAAGUUAA